This is a messenger RNA of Xenopus laevis (African clawed frog), 1064 nucleotides long. It is a transcript of the gene trappc2.S, whose product is annotated as trafficking protein particle complex subunit 2 S homeolog. The record is from RefSeq and is marked provisional. Gene Ontology annotation, biological process: endoplasmic reticulum to Golgi vesicle-mediated transport. Gene Ontology annotation, cellular component: cytoplasm; endoplasmic reticulum-Golgi intermediate compartment; cytosol. NCBI's taxonomy places the organism in Eukaryota, Metazoa, Chordata, Amphibia, Anura, Pipidae.
GACGGGAGAGAGAACAUAUAUAUUUGAAGAACAUGUCUGGUAGUUUCUAUUUCGUCAUUGUUGGCCACCAUGAUAACCCUGUCUUUGAGAUGGAAUUUCUGCCCCAAGGCAAAACAGAAUCCAAGGAUGAUCAUCGGCAUCUAAACCAGUUUAUAGCUCAUGCUGCUCUUGACCUGGUGGAUGAGAACAUGUGGAUGUCCAACAAUAUGUACCUCAAGACAGUUGACAAAUUCAAUGAAUGGUUUGUCUCUGCUUUUGUCACUGCUGGACAUAUGAGAUUUAUAAUGCUACAUGAUGUACGGCAAGAAGAUGGCAUCAAAAAUUUCUUCAAUGAAGCCUAUGAUUUAUACAUGAAGUUUGCAAUGAACCCAUUCUACGAAGUAAACUCCCCGGUACGGUCUACUGCAUUUGACAGGAAAAUACAAUUUCUGGGAAAGAAACACUUGUUAAGUUAAUAUAAGAGCAGUAAAACUAUGGUAAUUUACUCUCAUAAUGACUUUAUACAUUUGAGAUUCUGCAAAAUACUUCAUUCCAUGAACUGAAUCUGAAUCCUUAUUUGCAUAUGCAGAUUAGGGUAAGGAAGGUUUUUUUUUUUUUUUACUUAAUCGUUUGUGUGACAAAAUGUCAAGUGACUUUUAAGAUUCGGUUCAGUCAGGCACUUGGAUUCAUCUGAAUCCUGCUGAAAAGGGCUCUAUCCUGGAUUUGGUGCAUCCCUAAUUAAAAUGUAUAGUUUCCUUCUAAAUAAGCUACUGAAGUACUCAGCUGGAAAAUUAAGCAGACUGAAAUCUGGGCUUUAUAUAUUUUUUUUUACAGUAGCUAAAUAGACUGGAUACUGCUUAACACCAGAACAAGAAAUCGUGAGGUUUCUUUUUUAACAAUGAAAAGAAGGGUGUAAAAAAAUCCAGUGUACUGUUCUAUUGUUUUUAACAGUAUAACUAUAAAUGAACAGACAUAUGCAUUCAUAUCUUGCACUUUUACCAAUGUCUUCAUCUGCUAACAUUACUAGGAGGGUUAUUUACUAAAACUCGACUUUUUGACACUUUAUUUAAAAAAAAAAAUUCGAC